This is a messenger RNA of Owenia fusiformis, 1129 nucleotides long. NCBI's taxonomy places the organism in Eukaryota, Metazoa, Annelida, Polychaeta, Sabellida, Oweniidae. The record is from the annotation of a GenBank genome assembly.
GUCAAGGUCGAAUCAAUAUUUGGAAAAAGCUGAAACCAUGGAAAAUAUAAAAGAAUCCAAAAACAUCUUUGCGUGAACUGUUGAUGCACAAAUAACUCGAGACAAUGGAUGAAGUGACACACACAAGAUUUAGACAUACCCAAAUAAGGACUCAAACAUCUCUUGCUAUAUAGCCCAGAAACCCCCAGGUCACUAUAUUCUACACGAUGGAUUUACUGAAAUGUGCCACAGAAUGGAACCUAUAGGUGAUAUGCCAGACAAUCUUAAAAACAAACCAGAGAUGGAUCUACAAGCUGGGAUCAAUCUAACGUUAUGUUCACCGCAUAUGACACUACGAUAUAUUAGUAUGUGAUGCCUAGCGACAAGUUGAUUGUCAGUGUUAAAAUAUGUCGUUGACUUGGAUCAAGAACUGGGCACCAGAGCCUUCAAAUCAACAACACGUGCCUGAAAAAAGUGAAUCCACGGCUGUCAUGGAAUCGCUUCUUAUGGAGAUGGACUUUCAAAUUAAAGAAAAAGAUCGUGACAAACGUGAAGCUGAAGUGGAGGAAAAACGUAAAAUAUCAGGUGGUGUCGAUUAUUCUUGGCUCAUAACACAGCCUCCUAAGGGAUACCAGCUUCCACAGUUGGAACAUCUUGAACUGGAGGAACUUUGCUCAAAAGUGAAACCUGCGGAAUGUGGUCAGGUGAUCACGACAUUUAGGAACAUGAUUGAAAAUGUGAGGGAACCCAAUGAGGUCCCCAAAGUUCUACGGGCUUGCGUGCUACAGGUGCUUGAACGUAGACCCAAAGAGGAGACAAUGUCAGAAUGGGUCACAAAACGUGCGACCAGCCUUACAAGUCUGCGGUUGAGACCUAGUACGAGAGUUGCCCCUGUCAGAUGCGACGAAGAUAUUGAGAUGCAAGCGCCAUCUCGUGUAAUGUCUGCUCCACAGGCAUGUACUUUCUCACGUGAACAAGGUGCCAGGGCUUUGAGUCUCCCAGAAUUUUCAGCUCAUUCAACCAAUGAAUAUGAACUCCCUGUUUAAACAGUGAAAACCAGCAUUUCAGUGUUGUCCAUUUGAUACAUUUUACUAUUGUAAGUAUUAUAUAGUACGAUCUAGGCCUACCAUAUUCUUCUCUAAACAUUGUA